Anarrhichthys ocellatus (wolf-eel) is the source of this 5040-nucleotide messenger RNA. Its product is annotated as bromodomain-containing protein 1-like. The coding region runs from base 307 to 3822 and encodes 1171 amino acids. Gene Ontology annotation, molecular function: protein binding. Gene Ontology annotation, biological process: regulation of transcription by RNA polymerase II. NCBI's taxonomy places the organism in Eukaryota, Metazoa, Chordata, Actinopteri, Perciformes, Anarhichadidae. The transcript is spliced from 12 exons. The record is from RefSeq and is a predicted model, not a curated record.
UUGUUGUUGGGUGAAGAGAAGCUCCGGGCAGCCGCUGAGCUCUGCCGCUUCUAACCGCUUCUAAACGGCCGUACUGAGCAGCUAAAUUACAACCGAUUAAAGUAAAAUACCGGCUCCGUCGCGCUGGAUAUCUGUCGGUUACUUCUCAAGUUUAACUCGGUUGAGCAGCGCGAGCAGCGGCCGUUGGACGAGCGGACUGAAAAUGUGGAUUUAACUGCAGCUUCGCUCCGCAGGGCCGCGCCGCCAUUGCUGCUGUUUUUACAAGCUGAAUUCGUGAAAAUACCUUUGGGUCUUUGCGGCUUCGAGAUGAAGAAGAAAAGUCGACAUCACCGACCCGCGGUGCUGAAGAGAGAUUCGUCGCCCAUCAAGCCGUCGCCCAACCGGGAGACGCUGACGUACGCGCAGGCCCAGCGGAUCGUGGAGCUGGAGGUGGACGGCCGCGUGCACCGGCUCAGCAUCUACGACAAGCUGGACGUCAUCGGCGACGAUGACCCCACGGCGCAGGAGAUCACGGAGUGCAACAGCAACAAGGAGAACAACGAGAAGCCCCAGCAGGUCCUGGUGCGCUCCGUGCGCCUCAAAAACAACCAGCAGAAGAAGAACGCCGCGCUCAUGGCCACGCACGGCAGCACCGGCGGCCUGUUGGAGCCAAAGGUCAGAACGGUUGAGUACAACCUGCCGGUGGUGCCCAAGAGGCCGGCGGCGUAUUACAAAUACACGGAGAGGACAGCGGAGGAGCUGGACGAGGAGGUGGAGUACGACAUGGACGAGGAGGACUACGCCUGGCUGGAGCUCAUCAACGAGAAGAGGAAGAGCGAGGGCGUCAGCCAGGUGUCGUUCAACCUGUUCGAGUUCCUCAUGGACCGCUUCGAGAAGGAGUCGUACGAGGUCACGCAGGGCCAGAGCGACCUGCAGUCGCUGGUGGACGAGGACGCCGUGUGCUGCGUCUGCAUGGACGGAGACGGAGCCGACAGCAACGUCAUCCUCUUCUGCGACGCCUGCAACAUCGCCGUGCACCAGGAGUGCUACGGCGUGCCGUACGUCCCCGAGGGCCAGUGGCUGUGCCGCCACUGCCUGCAGUGUCCGUCGCAGCCCGCCGAGUGCGUCUUCUGCCCCAACCGAGGUGGAGCUCUGAAGAAGACGGACGACGACCGCUGGGGCCACGUGGCGUGCGCCCUGUGGGUGCCCGAGGUCGGCUUUUCCGACACAGUCUUCAUCGAGCCCAUCGACGGCGUGCGCAACAUCCCGCCGGCGCGCUGGAAGCUCACCUGCUACCUGUGCAAAGAGAAGGGCUCCGGCGCGUGCAUCCAGUGCGACAAGAUCAACUGCUACACCGCCUUCCACGUCAGCUGCGCCCAGAGGGCCGGCCUUUACAUGAAGAUGGAACCCGUCAAGGAUGUGACGCCGUUUGGCGGCUCCUCCUCCUUCUCCGUGAAGAAGACCGCGUACUGCUGCAGCCACACACCCGAGGGCUGCGACCGCCGGUCGCUCGGCAUCUACGACGAGCCCCAUGCAAAGAACGGAGCCUGCCACAAGAGGGCCGACAAGAGGGGGAAGUCCCGGGCCAAGGGCUGGGCCAAGAAGAAGAGCAAGAGAGGCGAGCCGGAACCAGAGCCCGAGACCCCCACCAACUCUGGGCCCAGUAUCACCGCUUCAAGCUUCGACACCAUCCUGAACCAGGUGGCGGUCCAGAGGAAGCGGGUGUUCGUGGAGCGGGUGCUGAGCUACUGGGUGCAGAAGAGGCAGUCGAGGAACAACGUGCCGUUGAUCCGCCGGCUGCAGGCCAACCCUCAGCCGCCCAAAGUCAAGCAGAUGGACCGCGUGGAGACGAACCAGGCGCUGAAGGAGCAGCUGAAGGAGUGGCACCGCCUCCGCCACGACCUGGAGAGAGCUCGCCUGCUGCUGGAGCUCAUCAGGAAGAGAGAGAAGCUGAAGAGGGAGGAGAUGAAGCUGCAGCAGUCGGCGCUGGAGGUCCAGCUGACCCCCUUCAACAUCCUGCUGCGGGCUGUGCUCAGUCAGCUGCAGGAAAAGGACCAGUACAGUAUCUUCGCUCAGCCCGUCAACAGCAACGAGGUUCCCGACUACCUGGACCACAUCAAGGACCCCAUGGACUUCUCAACCAUGAGGAAGCGCAUCGACGGCCACGUCUACAGGAGCCUGGAGGAGUUCGAGGCCGACUUCGACCUCAUCAUCUUCAACUGCAUGAAGUACAACGCCAAGGACACGUUCUUCCACAGGGCCGCCCAGAGGAUGCAGGACCACGGAGGAGCCAUCCUCCGCAGGGCCCGCAGAGAGGCCGAGAGGAUCGGCUUCGACUUCCCCAGCGGGUUGCAUCUGCCCGAGGUCCCGAAACUGGAGACGCCUCCCGCCUUCUCCUGGGAGGACGUGGACCGGCUGCUGAGCCCCGCCUACCGUCAGCUGACCCCUCUGGAGGACCAGCUGAGAGAGCUGCUGGAGAAGCUGGACCUGAGCACGGCCAUGAAGAACAGCCCGUCACGCAGCAAGAGGCUCAAACUGUUGAAGAAGACCAUCACGGAGGUCCGCAGCGAGAUGAGCCUGAAGAAGUCCCUCCGGAAGCCCCCGCCCCCAGAGCCCAGUGGGACCCCCACGGAGGCAGAGGAGAAACCACUACCUGAACCCCCGGCAGAGCCUUGCACGCCACAGCAGGAGAACCCUCUGCCCCCGGACACGUUAGAGCUGGUGACCUUACUGUCGCGGAUCGAGGCCUCACCCGACCCGAAGCCGCCGCCCCCUUUGAAGGCCUCCAAACCCAGCACGGAUCGCUCUCCCUCGGAGCUCGACGACACAUCUACCUCAGUGCCCACGGACGCACCUAACGGGCACGCCCCGUACCCGCCGCUCCCCAACGGCGUCAUCCACGCUGACGCCCCCAGCACGGGCAACCGGCGCAACAACGUCCUCUUCCGCAAGUCCAAGAGCGCCAGCCCCCAGAAACCACUCAAGAGCCACGAGGCGUCCGCUGUGACGCCGCCUUCCUUGGGUGCCAAAACCUUCCUGUCGGUGGUGAUCCCUCGACUGGAGACGCUCCUCCUGCCGAAGAAAAGACGACACAGCAGCAGCGCCGACGGCGAGGAGGAGGACGAGGAGUCGCCGAUAAAACGCCUCGGCACAGGAAUAGCAAACGGUUUCGUGGUGGAGGAGGAGGAAAUCUCACCAUCUCCCCGCCUGCUGGAGCCUCGUCGCCGCUGUGCCUCCGAGUCGAGCAUCUCCUCCAGCGGGAGCGUCCUCUGCGGCACGAGCACCGUCAUCGUUUCUAAAAGCGGUAAAGGACGGUCGCCGGCGGCUCGGCGGAGCACCGUGGACGACAAGAGCACCCUGGGGACCUGCAUCGAGAAUGGAGAGUUCGCCAAAGCCGCCAAGAUCUCGUCAGAGGUGUGGAAGCCCUCCGCCGCUCCUCCAUUUGUUCUGGAGCCUCUUAAACUAGUUUGGGCUAAAUGUAGUGGAUAUCCCUCCUACCCCGCCCUGAUCGUGGAACCCAGAGCGCGGAGGACGGGGGGUCAGCACAAAGGGGCGGAGCUUCCCCAGCCGCCGUCGCCACCACCGGUCGUUCUCAGAGCCGGAGAGCGGAUGCAGUUCAGGUCCGCAGAGAAACUCUUCCUCGUCCACUUCUUCGACAGCAAGCGCAGCUGGCAAUGGCUUCCUAGAUCCAAGAUGGCUCCCUUCGGUGUCAACCGGGCGCUCGACAAAAUCAAGCUGGCGGAGGCUCGCUCCUCCUGCAUCCGAAAAGCUGUGCGGCUCGCCUUCGAGCGAGCCAUGAACCACCGGAACCGCGUCGGCAGCGAGGCCGGCGCCUCGGACUGAACACACACACACACACACACACACACACACACACACACACACACACACACACACCACCUCUGAAAUCCUCCCAUCAUCCCUCUCUCCUGUUUCAGCCUUCUGUUUUGAACACAGUCACAAGCAGAGACGCUCAUACGCACAAAUAACCCACACAUACAUGUUUACCAUUUCCUGUGAACUGGAACCCCCCCCCCCCUCCAAAAUACUGUAGCUGGUGACGUCCAUCUUUGUUUUUGUCAAAGAGCUAUGCAACGACAACGACUCAGUUAGCGGGUGCAAAACGUUGAGAGAAAAUAAACCCCUGGGCUGUGAGAACUGAAAAUCACAGGUCUGAACCUGUUGAAUGUGUCGGAUUUGACCUCUGACCUCCUUAAAAAAAAAAAAAUGUGCUGCAAGACUGCUGCAACAAUCUCACUGCCAUGAAAAUGUCCGUGUGCGUGUGUGCGUGUGUGUGUGUGUGUGCGUGCGUGUCUGUGUGACUGACUGCAGCAGCUCCUGUAAAUAUCCUGUACAAGGCCCGACACUAAUUUAUUCACUCCCUCGGUUUGUUCUGGUACUCGGUGUUCAGAUAUUUAUACAGUCGGAGGUGAUGACCCCCCCGACGCGUUUCUGCUGGUGCUAUCUCUACACAGAGACGAUACAGACAUGCAUACUGUAAUGAACAUUUAUAUUUCUGCUCAUUUUUUUAAACGGUUUUGUAAGUUAUUGAGUUCUCAAGCUUCAAGUUCUUUCGUCUUUGGCAUUAAUUGAUUUUGUCUCUUUUUUUUUUUUUUUACCUGAAUGUUUUUACUGGACUGUUUCUUUCUCUUUUUUUUGGUUUGUACAUAUUUAUAUAAAAUCUAUAUAGAUGCUCUCAAAGUUUAAAAUGCCUGAAGUGCAUCAUUCACACCGAAACCAAAAAAAAAGAAAUCUGCUGCCCACAAGUUUCCCACUACUGUUUAUUUUCCAGUUUGUUUGUCAGCCUUUCUGUUCGUGUGCUGUGAUGAGUUCAAGUCUGUUUGUCAUCACAGAAUCAUCUUUUCCACCUGAACUGAGCUACAGUCGGCUGUAGGAGGACAGAGAAUGUGCCUGUACUAAUUUAUUGUAAAGCAGAAGAUGUAUAUGCGUUACUUUAUAGAGAGAGUAUUGUAAGAAAAUACUACGGGCACACAGGGAGCCAUAUGUAGAGGCCCCUCCUCUUCUUCUGGGGUUUUUAUUUUUGGGGAUUUUAGCAUUAAA